Messenger RNA from Erinaceus europaeus (western European hedgehog), 4969 nucleotides. It is a transcript of the gene ZSWIM5, whose product is annotated as zinc finger SWIM-type containing 5. Gene Ontology annotation, cellular component: Cul2-RING ubiquitin ligase complex. NCBI's taxonomy places the organism in Eukaryota, Metazoa, Chordata, Mammalia, Eulipotyphla, Erinaceidae. The transcript has 14 exons. The record is from RefSeq and is a predicted model, not a curated record. Gene Ontology annotation, molecular function: zinc ion binding. Bases 441 to 4139 code for a protein of 1232 amino acids.
AACCCAGCCCUCUCCGUCCGGCGGCAGGUGGGGCUGCAGGCGCGGGCCCGCAGGGGCGACCCGCGAUCCUCACCCCUGAAGAGGCGACCGACCUCACUGGAGCGCUCGGCGCGCGUUCUGGACCGUCGGCGCCCGGCGCGCGCUCUGGGCUCGCGCUCGCUCCCGCCCCGACUCGCGCUCGCGGCGGCUUGGACGGCGCGCGCCUCCUCACGCCGGUCCUCAGGCCGCGCCCGUCGGCCUCGCGGGCGGCGCGCGCGCCGGACUAGCCCAGGCUCCCCACUUGGGCGGGCGGGCUCGCGAGUUUGCUCGCCCCGCCCCUCGGCGCCGCAGCUGGGCGCUUGCGCGGGGCGCGUGGCAGUGGCUGGGGUCUCCGCUGCAGCCGGUGCCGCCGUCGCUGCCGCCGCCGCAGCCUCAGUCAGUCAGUCAGUCAGUCCCCAGCAAUGGCGGAAGGAGGUGAGCGAGAGGAGCUGUCCUCGCCGCCGCCGCCGGUCUUUCCGGCCAAGCGGCUAUGCUUGUGGCGCAGCCCGCAAGCUCACCACCCCCGGGGUUCUUCUGGAGCGGCCGGCGGCGGGGUGGGGGGCCUCGGUGGCAGCUGCCUGCCCCCCGGGGCCCGCCCCCACCUGCAGCCCGAGUCCUUGCUGGACUGCGCCGCCAAGACGGUGGCGGAAAAGUGGGCGUACGAGCGGGUGGAGGAGCGCUUCGAGCGGAUCCCGGAGCCCGUGCAGCGCCGCAUCGUCUACUGGUCUUUCCCGCGGAAUGAGCGGGAGAUCUGCAUGUACUCCAGUUUCCAGUACCGGGGCGGCCCAGGCGCGGGCGCCGGCGCGGCAGGCGGUGCCGCGGGGGCUUCGCCGGCCGAGGAGGGGCUGCCGCCGCCACCCGGGGCCGCCGCUCCGGCCGGCUCCGCCCCCGGGCCGGGCGCGGCGGGGGCGUCCCCCGGGCUGGGCGCUGGGGCCGGAGCGGCCGGCGGCGGCGGCGAAGGGCUGCCUUUCCGCCGGGGCAUCCGUCUGCUGGACAGCGGAUCCGUGGAGAACGUGCUGCAAGUCGGCUUCCAUCUCAGUGGCACAGUGACUGAACCAGCCACUGCUACUGAACCAGCAGUGACUUACAAAGUUGCAAUCAGUUUUGAUCGGUGCAAAAUCACUUCAGUGACAUGUGGCUGUGGGAACAAAGACAUUUUCUACUGUGCACAUGUGGUAGCACUUUCACUCUUCAGGAUUCGUAAACCAGACCAAGUCAAAUUACGUCUUCCGAUCUCAGAAACCCUUUACCAAAUGAAUAGGGACCAACUACAAAAGUUUAUUCAAUAUUUAAUCACAGCACACCACACAGAAGUUCUUCCCACUGCACAGAAACUGGCAGAUGAGAUUCUAUCCUCCAACUCAGAAAUCAACCAAGUAAACGGUGCCCCAGACCCCACAGCUGGGGCCAGCAUUGAUGAUGAAAACUGUUGGCAUUUGGAUGAGGAACAGGUGAAAGAACAAGUGAAGCUCUUUCUCUCCCAGGGUGGUUAUUAUGGCUCUGGAAAGCAACUCAAUUCAAUGUUUGCUAAGGUUCGAGAGAUGCUACGCAUGAGAGAUUCCAAUGGAGCCAGGAUGCUGACGCUAAUAACUGAGCAAUUCAUGGCUGACCCAAGACUCUCACUCUGGAGGCAGCAAGGAACAAGCAUGACAGAUAAGUGCAGACAGCUCUGGGAUGAGCUAGGAGCAUUAUGGGUAUGCAUCAUUCUCAAUCCACAUUGCAAACUGGAGGAAAAAUCCUGUUGGCUGCAGCAACUGCAGAAGUGGAGUGACCUGGACGUCUGUCCUCUGGAGGAUGGGAACUAUGGGCAUGAACUGCCCAACAUCACCAAUGCACUUUCUCAGAAUAUCAGUCAUAGCCCUGACUCCUUAUCCAGGCCAAAACGAACAGUGUUCACAAGAGCUAUCGAGGGCCGUGAAUUACAUUGGCAGGACAGCCACUUACAGCGAAUCAUCAGCAGCGAUAUAUAUACAGCUCCUGCCUGCCAACGGGAAAGUGAGAGACUGCUCUUUAAUUCCCAAGGACAGCCACUGUGGCUUGAGCAUGUGCCCACAGCCUGUGCUCGGGUUGAUGCUCUGCGUUCCCAUGGUUAUCCAAAAGAAGCACUCAGACUCACUGUGGCCAUUAUCAAUACUCUAAGGUUGCAGCAGCAACAGCAGUUGGAAAUCUACAAGCAUCAGAAAAAAGAACUGUUGCAGAGAGGAACCACAACCAUCACAAACCUGGAAGGCUGGGUGGGCCACCCUUUGGAUCCCAUUGGCUGCCUGUUCCUUACAUUGACUGAAGCCUGCCGCAUCAAUGAUGAUGGCUAUCUGGAAGUGUCAGAUAUAAAUGAAAGCAGACCUCCUGUGUAUCAGCAUGUACCUGUGGCUGCAGACUGUCCAAACAUCAAUGAGUCUUACCUGUCAUUGGCCCUAGAAGUUGCUCUGAUGGGGAUGGGUCAACAGAGGGUGAUGCCUGAAGGGCUCUAUGCACAGGAUAAGGUGUGUCGUAAUGAAGAACAGCUUCUGAGUCGACUCCAGGAACUGCAGCUGGACAAUGAGCUAGUGCAAACUCUGAAGAAACAGUGCAUCUUACUAUUGGAAGGAGGCCCCUUUAGUGGUCUGGGAGAAGUCAUUCAUCGAGAGAGUGUUCCCAUGCAUACCUUUGCCAAGUAUUUAUUCUCGGCUCUUCUUCCUCAUGAUCCAGACCUGUCCUAUAAAUUAGCCUUACGUGCCAUGAGGUUACCUGUUCUAGAAAACUCAACUUCUGCAGGUGAUACUUCCCAUCCUCACCAUAUCGUAUCUGUGGUACCCAGCCGUUAUCCUCGUUGGUUCACACUUGGACACUUGGAAUCACAGCAGUGUGAAUUGGCCUCCACCAUGCUGACCGCUGCCAAAGGGGAUACUCUGAGACUCCGGACAAUCCUGGAAGCAAUACAAAAGAACAUCCAUUCUUCCUCCCUCAUCUUCAAACUGGCCCAAGAUGCAUUCAAGAUUGCUACUCCCACAGACAGCAGUACUGACAGCACUCUGCUCAAUGUGGCGCUGGAGCUGGGGUUACAGGUGAUGAGAAUGACCUUAUCAACCCUUAAUUGGAGGCGCCGAGAGAUGGUGCGGUGGUUGGUGACAUGUGCUACAGAAGUUGAUCAUCUCAAGGCUGCUGAGGAGGAGGGAAAAACUUGUCUCUGCAGACCAAGUUCUGACCCCAAAUGGGAAUCUGGGCAGACCUGGAUCAGGACCCGGAUGGCCACGGCUGAGCUCGGGCUCUUCCUGACAGGUGUGCGGGCCCUGGUGAGCAUCUUGCAGAGCUGGUACACACUCUUUACCCCGACCGAGGCUACUAGCAUUGUGGCUGCCACAGCUGUCUCCCACACCACCAUCCUGCGCCUCAGUCUUGACUACCCACAGCGGGAGGAGCUGGCUAGUUGUGCGCGCACACUAGCCCUGCAGUGUGCUAUGAAGGAUCCACAGAGCUGUGCCCUGUCAGCCCUUACACUCUGUGAGAAGGACCAUAUUGCCUUUGAAGCGGCUUAUCAGAUAGCCAUUGAUGCUGCUGCUGGAGGUAUGACUCAUUCACAACUUUUCACCAUCGCUCGCUAUAUGGAGCUCCGCGGCUACCCGCUGCGUGCCUUUAAGCUGGCCUCACUAGCCAUGAGCCAUCUCAACCUGGCCUAUAACCAGGACACCCACCCCGCCAUCAAUGAUGUGCUCUGGGCAUGUGCCCUCAGCCAUUCUCUGGGCAAGAAUGAGCUGGCAGCCCUCAUUCCCCUGGUGGUGAAGAGUGUACACUGUGCCACGGUACUUUCAGACAUCCUCCGGCGCUGCACAGUGACUGCGCCUGGCCUGGCCGGCAUCCCAGGCCGUCGCAGUUCUGGAAAGCUGAUGUCCACUGACAAAGCUCCACUGCGCCAGCUGCUGGAUGCCACCAUCAAUGCCUAUAUCAACACUACCCAUUCACGCCUGACACACAUCAGCCCUCGCCACUACGGAGAGUUCAUUGAGUUUCUGAGCAAAGCUCGGGAGACCUUCCUACUGCCCCAGGAUGGUCACCUUCAGUUUGCCCAAUUCAUCGACAACCUCAAACAGAUCUACAAAGGCAAGAAGAAGCUGAUGCUGCUGGUACGAGAGCGGUUUGGCUGAGAAAGCAGGUAGCUCACUGCUGCAGUAGCCUGGUUUCCUAGGGACCAUCAAGUAUGGCCAAGGACACUGAGACAUUUGUCCACCCUAAGAGGACUCUGAGCACCUGUGACUGAAGCCAAAAGACCACAGGGUUAAGCAAGAGGAGAGUCCAACUCUAGCCAACAUGCCUGCCUUGGCAAGCUUCUUUCUAUAGCCUACUGUUUCUGGAGGAGCUGGGCCCUGCAGAUUGAUCAGAAACCCCCACAACAAGCCACCUCACGCCCAUAUAUCCUGCGUGUCCUGGGCAUUGGCCCUCUCUUCCUUGGCAAACACAGAACACUGUUCCGUCUCAGGGAUUGCUUAACCAGAGAAACAGAAGCAUUUAUAGUCCUGUAAAUACUAUAGUAUAUGUGUUGCCAAUUACAUUGUAAAGUUGUAACUAUUUAUAAUUCUGUUCCUAAUUUGAUGGGUACUUGAAGUAGACGUGGGUGGGAAGAUAGGCUUGUUUUCUGAGGAGACUCACAACCUUAUUUCUCAGGUUUCCCUUGCAGAGUUUAUACUGUUGGCAGUGGAAGAGGAGGGUGGCAGAGAAAAAAAAAUGACCAGUUAAAUCUCAAGUCUAGUCUAUACAGAAACUCCAGCCUACAAACUGGGCAUCUCUAGCCCAGUAGGUAAAGGGCAGUGCCAGGUCUGGACUUAAGACUUUUCCUCACAAGACCAUGGGGACACUGAAGUUCUUGCUUCUGCCUCACAUAGUCCCUCUCGGAGCCCACUGAGCUCCUGAGAAACAAUUGCAGGCAGGUGAAGGUCUGGGAGGUCACAGAGUUCAUACUGUAUACUCUGGUCACUUU